This is a messenger RNA of Impatiens glandulifera, 1161 nucleotides long. RefSeq lists its product as uncharacterized. The transcript has a single exon. Gene Ontology annotation, molecular function: double-stranded DNA binding. Gene Ontology annotation, cellular component: chloroplast. The record is from RefSeq and is a predicted model, not a curated record. Gene Ontology annotation, biological process: regulation of DNA-templated transcription; chloroplast organization. NCBI's taxonomy places the organism in Eukaryota, Viridiplantae, Streptophyta, Magnoliopsida, Ericales, Balsaminaceae. The coding region runs from base 1 to 1161 and encodes 386 amino acids.
AUGAAAUCUCCAUUGCGUUCUUUAAUUUCUACAUUUUCUGGAAACUUCAAUCCAUCAAUCAUCAACUUACCAACGCAAAACAUUCCAAUCCUUUGGUAUCUGCACGGAAGAUGGAUUGGAACCGCUGCAUGUUCAAGUGAAACCUUGCAAUCCCCUGUUGUUGUUUCCUUCCCUAAUGAUUUGGGAGAAACCCUAGGUAGUGCUGAAGAAGCUUUCAGAAGAUGGGGAUGUAGUGAAUCUGAUAUAAGUAAAUUAUCCAGUCGUAUACCUUCUCUGCGAAAUUAUCAUCUAGAAUCCCUUCAACCGAAACUCACCUUGCUCAAUACCUUAGGCCUCACAGCUUCCGAGCUCAUCAAUCUUGUUAAUUAUCGUCCUCGUUUCCUUCAUAAUCAUUUCCAUCAUGGUUUUCAGGAUCGUAUAGAAUAUCUCCUCAGAUUGUUCAAGACGAAGGAAGUUCUAAAAAAAGCUAUAUUGCGAAACCCUUCCCUUCUGACUUACAGCUUCGAAGGAAAAGUUAAACCAAUCAUUAGUAUGUAUGAAGAAAUCGGAAUCGUGGGCAAUGAUUUAGUUCGUAUGCUUCUAUCUCGUCCAGCUUUGAUAUCAAGAACAUAUCUGAACGAAGAGAAAUGGGAUUACAUUCGAAACACUGGAGUUUCCAAGGAAUCGAAAAUGUACAAAUACAUUGUAACCCUUGUGGCUAUCUCAAGGAUGGAGACUAUUCUCGAGAAAUCAGCAAACAUAGAGAAGUUUGGAUUUUCGAAAGAAGAGGUAUUUGGUCUUAUAAGAAGAUCACCACUUAUUAUGACAAUAUCUGCAGACAAAGUUCAAAGGAACAUGACUUUCAUCUGUGGGACUAUGAAGUUGUCUCCUAGAGUGAUACUUAAGAUGCCCCCUUUACUGCAAUUGAAUUUGGAAUCGAUACUGAAACCGAGAUUUCAUCUGGCAAAGAAGAUUGAAGAAAUGGGUCUUGUUUCAAAGAUUGAAGAUGCCAAACUGAUAACAUCAAUGAGGAUGAAGGAGAAGAGAUUUAUUGAGAUUUUUAUUAAUUGUCAUCCAAAGGAUAUAGCUGAAGAACUGAUGGAGUUGUAUACACAAAAGAAAUGUGUCAAGAGGUUGGCUGAAUCCUCAAAGAAGAAAACUCCUAGACUAUUCCCCUUCUAA